This is a messenger RNA of Sitophilus oryzae (rice weevil), 809 nucleotides long. RefSeq names its product larval cuticle protein A3A-like. NCBI's taxonomy places the organism in Eukaryota, Metazoa, Arthropoda, Insecta, Coleoptera, Curculionidae. Gene Ontology annotation, cellular component: extracellular matrix. The record is from RefSeq and is a predicted model, not a curated record. The coding region runs from base 95 to 718 and encodes 207 amino acids. The transcript has 3 exons.
UUUUCGUAUAUAAAGAAUUAAAACGCGGUCAGGAUCACCACAACAUCAGUUUGUCUUCUACAGUGUUAUCAUAAGACUCAGCAUUAAAACAGACAUGGCUUUUAAAUUUAUCGUUUUUGUGGCUGUUUGCUCGUACGCCAAUGCCGGAUUCGUUCCCGGGCCCGCUCCAGUAGCGUACGCUGCCGGCCCAGCUCCCUUAGCUUAUGCCGCCCCUGUAGCUAAAGCAGUGGUAGCCGCUCCAGGUGAGGACUACGACCCCAAUCCCCAAUACAGUUACGGAUACGACGUCCAGGAUGGGCUCACCGGAGACAGCAAAACUCAGAGCGAAACUAGAAACGGAGAUGUUGUGCAAGGAAGCUAUUCAGUAGUCGAUCCCGAUGGCACCAAAAGGACCGUGGAAUACACUGCCGAUCCAGUAAAUGGUUUCAACGCUGUCGUACACAAAGAACCGCUUGCCGUAAAAGCUAUCGCUGCUCCAGCUGUGGCCAAAGUAGCUGCUCCGGUAGCUUACGCUGCACCGGCUGCUUAUGCCCACCCAGCCGCUUAUGCCCAGCCGGCAGCUUAUGCCCACCCGGCCGCUUAUGCCCACCCGGCCGCUUAUGCCCACCCGGCCGCUUAUGCCCACCCGGCCGCUUAUGCCCAACCAGCUGCUUAUGCUGCGGCUCCCGCAAUUACUAAAGUAUCUUACGCCGCACCAGCUAUCGCUUACCACCACUGAAGAGAGUUUUAACUGACUGUUAUUGUGAUUCUGUAAAUUAUUAUUAAAUAGUUGUUAUUUAUUUUUUAUAUGACUGAAUAAAAGUCGAUGA